AUGUCAGGUCCAGGCUACAAGUGUGCUACCUGCCACCGACUCUUCUCAAGCAAAAAUCACCUACGACGACACGAGUCGUCACAUACUUCCCAGUCUCCGAGAAGGUGUGAAUUUUGUGAUCGCAAAUAUUCAAGGAACGACGCACUCAGGAGGCAUUAUAAGAGCUGCCCCAGGAUUGGAGCCCAGCCCAAGCCCGGGCCUGCUCGGCCCGGCCGUCGACGCAAGGCAUGCGAUAGUUGCGCCGAACAACGAAUCAAUUGCGAUGGAGGCCUUUCUUGCAGUGCUUGCCAAGCUAAUGGGAUUUCUUGUACUUAUCAACGUCUUCACACCCUUCCGCAGGAGUCCCGUGAGCUUUUGUUAGCCCCUGGCAUGUCAACUCGUCGCCAAAGCUUGCGCAGUGCAACCAACCCAGACGAGCGAAGUCCGGAGAAGACGUCUUUACCAUUUCUGCUAAAUUAUUCUGCACCGGGGAACCACAGCUCCGGAGAUGUCAAUCGCGUUCUCUCUCUGUUCUCGACUGCGGAAUCCGUUGAUGAAAGUCUGGACUCUGCCCUACCAAGCCUUGGCGUCGAAGCUGAUCAGGCUCAUCUCUUCUUCGGGGAUUCUUGGAACAUGUUCUUUGGUUCUUUCAAGAUUGAUGGACAAACUCAAAGCUCACCACUACCACUAGGGCUGGAAGACCUAGAUCAACGCCAGAUAGCCUCUUCCAGAAUGGUUGAUUGCAUUAUCAGAUCGAGAGCUAUGAAUGGCAAGUAUGAAGCAGCCCCUAGCCCUGAUAACGCGCAGGAAUUCUUCGCAGAGCACAAGGUGGGUGACUACAUUGAAGCGUACUUCGAGCGAAUAGUGCGCCCACGGUCUCGCAUCGUCUUGAAAUCUACCUUCAACUUGGAGACCGUCUCCACUCCAUUGCUACUGUCCAUGUUUUUGAUGGGCGCGGACUGCGAUACAUCCGACGGUGUCAAAUUGCGAGCCAUUGAAUAUGCCGAAAUUGUAGAAAAGGUGGUCUUUGAAUGCGCGGACUUCCAACGACUAAUGUACAGAAAGCAAGAAACCGGCGGGGUCUCGUUGGAGGCGAAUGAAAUUGAGUUGAUCCAAGCUGCGAUCCUCAUACUCUUGAUUCAAUUAUCAAGUCCCAACGCUGCAACACGCCGUCGGACUCGAAUUCAGCGGUAUCCAGCUCUGGUAUCAGUCGCUCGAGUGGCAUCCUUAACUCAGACUAAGAAUUUCUGGCAUGACAAUAGCAGGCCAUUUCGCCAUGAUGAGUUUCUCAAAAAUGAGACCUGUAUUAGGUCUGUCCACUUUACUUGA
This is a messenger RNA of Penicillium canescens, 1308 nucleotides long. Its product is annotated as Zn(II)2Cys6 transcription factor domain-containing protein. Gene Ontology annotation, molecular function: RNA polymerase II cis-regulatory region sequence-specific DNA binding; DNA-binding transcription factor activity, RNA polymerase II-specific; zinc ion binding. Gene Ontology annotation, biological process: regulation of transcription by RNA polymerase II. The transcript has 3 exons. The coding region runs from base 1 to 1308 and encodes 435 amino acids. Gene Ontology annotation, cellular component: chromatin. NCBI's taxonomy places the organism in Eukaryota, Fungi, Ascomycota, Eurotiomycetes, Eurotiales, Aspergillaceae. The record is from RefSeq and is a predicted model, not a curated record.